AUGGCGGAGCUGGUGGUCAGCAUGGUGGUCGGGCCACUGCUGUCCCUGGUGAAGGAGAAGGCAUCGAGCUACCUCCUGGACCAGUACAAGGUGAUGGAGGGCAUGAAGGAGCAGCACAAGAUCCUGAUGCGCAAGCUGCCUGCCAUCCUCGAUGUCAUCACCGAUGCCGAGGAGAAGGCGACGCGCCGAGAAGGAGUGAAGGCGUGGCUCAAGGAGGUCAAGACGGUGGCGUACGAGGCGAAUGAAGCCUUUGAUGAGUUCAACUACGAGGCGCUCCGUCGUGAAGCCAAGGAGAAGGGGCACAUCCGCAAGCUUGGUUUCGAGGGAGUGAAGCUCUUUCCUACUCACAACCGCGUUCCAUUCAGUAAUAAAAUGGGCAACAAGCUUCGCAGGAUUGUGCAGACCAUUGAAGUCCUUGUGACUGAAAUGAAUACAUUUGGAUUCGACUAUCAAAACCAAGCACCAGCACCCAAGCAGUGGCGUGAGACUGAUUCCAUCCUUAUUGACUCCGGUAAUAUUGCCACCAAAUCAAGAGAUGCAGAGACGCAGAAGAUUGUUAAGAUCCUGAUUGAUAGGGCUAGCGUUGCAGAGCUCACUGUCCUUCCUAUCGUUGGAAUGGGUGGGUUGGGUAAGACUACCCUAACUCAGCUCAUCUACAACCACCCUGAUGUCAAGAAGCAUUUUGAGCUACACAAGUGGGUCUGCGUGUUUGAUGUUUUUAAGCUUGCAAACAAGAUCUGUAACAGCUCCGAAAACAACCUUGAAGAGGCACAGAAGAAGCUCCAGGAUGAGCUUCAAGGAAAGAGGUAA
Messenger RNA from Miscanthus lutarioriparius, 810 nucleotides. Lineage: Eukaryota; Viridiplantae; Streptophyta; Magnoliopsida; Poales; Poaceae. The record is from the annotation of a GenBank genome assembly.